Molecule: messenger RNA, 14648 nt
Organism: Betta splendens (Siamese fighting fish)
Lineage: Eukaryota; Metazoa; Chordata; Actinopteri; Anabantiformes; Osphronemidae
Gene: lcor
Product: ligand dependent nuclear receptor corepressor
Exons: 7
Coding region: 112-2178 (688 amino acids)
Biological process (GO): regulation of transcription by RNA polymerase II
Cellular component (GO): nucleus
Molecular function (GO): DNA binding
Source: RefSeq, a predicted model, not a curated record
CCGUCCCCUUCAUAUCUCACUCCACCCAGCCCUAGAAUAAAAACCACCGGUGACGUGCGCGCAGGGAAGCACCAGCAGUAUGUGCGCGCCCACGGGAGGGGCCGAUAGAAAAUGGCGAGUCUGUGCAAAAGGCAGCAAUGCACGAUAGAGAGGCGCGGCUUUCGGCAGGAACUUGACUCUUGGAGGCACAAACUCAUUCACUGUGUAGGGUUUGAAAGCAUCUUGGAAGGUUUGUUUGGACCGGGACUGUUCAAAGACGUCACUCUGUUCCAAGACUGUGAACCUGAAGAAGUGUCUGACUGGUCUUUUGAUGAAAACUGUCUGUUCUGCUGCUUAAGACGUGAAAAAGUCAAGGAGCACGGCGCAGACAACGGCGGCGGCAGCCAGGUGCUGUCGGAGUGUGAAGCCCUCAAACAGGAGCAGUCUCGGAUCAGCCAGCUGGAGAGACAGGCCCAAGACUUCCUCAAUGCUGUGUUCCACAGAAAAGACCUCCCAAGUUUCUCAGACCCUCACAUUCCUCUAGUGGCUCGUGAGAUCAUGCAGCGAAUGAUCCGCCAAUUCGCUGCAGAAUAUACCUCAAAAAAUACUCAGGACGACCUACCCCUGCCCAACGGCACCAUGAAGGACCAAAGCCUGCCGAGAGUGGUGUCUCUGGCCCAGGCCCCUUGCUCCCCACCCAGGACCCUGCCUGUGCCCAGUUCCCCUCCAUCAUCUGCCUCCUCGUCUCCAUCCCUGCCUCAGGCGCCUGGCCUCACCCCCACAUCCUCAACUGCUGCCUCAGCACCUGCCUGCACCAACAGCAGCAAUGGUACAGGAGCCAGUAAUGGUGGAGGAGGUACAGCUGCUGCCUCUGCACAGAAUCCCGUCCUCAGCAAGCUUCUCAUGGCUGAUCAGGACUGCCCGCUGGACCUCACUGUCAAAAAGAGCCAGGUGGACCCAGAGCCCAGUCAGCAGGACGGUGUCCUAGACCUCUCCACCAAGAAGAACCACAAUACAAACAACCUCAAAACGUUCCCUGGCGUCUCCCCUGCAGCAGAUGUCAAAGGACCUUCCCUCAAAGUAGAACGUACUCAACCAGAGGUCGAUGAGGAGGAUGGUUCAUUGCAAAGCAGCUUACAAGACGGACUGAGGGAGAACCAUGUCAGUUCCAACUCUUUCAAACCCCCAUUGGCCCGUUCACUACGUAUCAAGGAAGAGCUCCUCAGCCAGAAGCAUCUCCUCAGCCAGCCUGCUGCUCUUUCCUUGGCUAAUCUAGAGUCAACUGGUUUGUUCAAUCAUGGGCAGUCCCACUCCUUACUUAGCCAAAAGAGCUCCUCCUCAUUCUGGGGAAGCAAGGCCCACCUUGACGGCCUUUUGAAGCUAAAACAGGCCAGUGGAGUUCUGAGCGGGGCCCUUAGUGACCUCAAAGACCUGCCAACAUUCCUGGAGAAUCAUCACCACGGAGCCUUCUCUUUCAAGGGUUCUCUCCAUCAUCACCACCACAAUCAGGCCUCUAAAUCCCAACACCACCAGAAUGAAGGCAAGAGAGACCCAGGCCAUUCACCCCCCGUUGAUCUAAAGAUACCCCAGGUCAGGGGAAUGGAUCUAUCCUGGGACUCCCAUGCCUCUGAUCUGUACAGCUAUGGCGCCAUAAGGUCUGGUGGUGGUGGCCAUGGGGAUAACACCCUGAGCCGAAAGCUGAGAGCUAUAUUGCCCAAACAGAACCGCAGGGGAGGAAGCCUUGGAAGCCUGCUGGAUGGGGCAGCUGACUACUGGAGCUCUGACUUGGACCAUUCCAGUACUGGGCCAGCAUACUCCACCUCAGAUGCAGAAGGAGAUGCGAGUUCCAAGCAGCCGAGGAAGAAGAGGGGUCGUUAUCGCCAGUAUAACAGCGAGAUCCUGGAAGAGGCCAUAGCAGUAGUGAUGAGUGGAAAGAUGAGUGUAUCUAAGGCUCAGAACAUGUAUGGGAUCCCACACAGCACCCUAGAGUACAAGGUCAAGGAGCGCAUGGGAACCCUGAAGAAUCCCCCAAAGAAGAAGCUCAAGCUUAUGAUGAAGAUGGAAGCAGGAGGCCAGGAUUUUCCUACAGAGUCUGAGAACAUACCUCUUGCAACCCCACGAGAUGAAGGCCAGCCAGCCGCUGAGCUCAAAGACGAUGUAAAAGAAGAGUUUGAUGACAGUUUCAAACCUAUCGACUAAAACUACUCACACAUGUAAACCUCAGUCAACUGACAAGUAAUUUGAAAAUGGAUGGGGCUUUAUUUGUGCCAAUUUACUUUGCAGUAUCUGGGUGAGCACAAAUGCAGGGAUAAUAUAAGGAGGAUUCAUAAAACUGGAGAGAAACAAUUAAUCACAUGGUUUUUGCAAGCGUUAUUUAAGCAACGCUGUAUAAGCAUUUGUUCAGCUUUUAUAUCCAGGGGCUUAACAAAUGGAAAGAAAGACAUUAUUCAAACCUUAUUUGACAAUUAAUGAAUUUACUAUAAGCAUGCGGAUAAUCCCCAGCCAAAAAACACACAAUACUACAAACAAGCCCCCUCUUUUCAGAACUUCAACAGUACUCGCUGUUUGGACUUUGGACCAUUCCAACCUAAAGGAGAAAAUUGAGGGGAAGGUUGAAAAUAAACCCCCCAAAAAACUGAAUAAUUAGUCCCUUUACCAGUCCCCUCUCUGUUGGAGUACUAGCUGGAAAUUGGUAAGUCAACUGUCUAUUAUUUGAAGCCUGUUUAAUCAUACGACUGGUAUUCCUCGCCAGGGCUCCAAUCAAACCCAUUGUCUUAUUGCCAGGUAGCCAUGACGCUUUAACUGCAAACCAUUUCUUUCCUCCUUAAAAUAAUUCUGCUAAUCUCUGUGCGGAUGAAAGCAACAUUAUCCGUCCUUUUUGAAUGAGAGAAGACACACAAAAGUCAUUCAGGGAUGCAUGUUUGUGAGUUUUGUGGACACUACUGACUUCUAUAAUCAAAUUCUUUUCCUCUAUCUUUACAUUUUAUUUGUUUUGCUUUCUUUUGCACUACACUUUUGGUCUGGCACUUAACAGACCAGGUUACCUCGGCAUUGUUGCCCUUGCAUCAUGCACUUAUUAUGGUCUGUCUCUGAAGCCCAGUUGCAACCUCAUAAUGGAUCAGAGGUGCACAUCGCCUCCAUACACUGAUGCAUUAUCAGAUCCUCAAAGCUCUUGAACCCUCUUUUUUGCCAAGGGACCAGUCGAGGGGUGAUCUGAGAAUGGAUCAGCUGUUCCUAAGGUGAAAUGCUACCUCAAGAACCUUCAUCAGUGUCUCACUGCUGAUCCUAGAAUGGCAGAGCCACGUUCCGUGAGCUUAUGAAGAUUUCUUUUUGGAAAAAAGCCUUUUUGGAUCAGAAUGUGAAACUCUGCUGCUAUUCACUUGAUUGCUAAUUUCAAUAUAAGGCUUCAUCUAGCCUAAGCUUUUAGCUGGUUUUAGUUAACAAUAUAUUUCUAUUAUUUCCUUACUUAAUCAAACUAAGCAAAGUGGCUUAGCUGCUGAAGAUUUUCCCUCUAACUUUAUUAACAGUUUUAAAGGCAGUUUAACAAUGUGUGUUUAUAACUGGGUGUUCAUCUUGGGGUGGUGGGUGGUAGUGUGUAGUUGAUAGAAACAGGGGAAAAGGUAAAUUUAAUAUAUUAUAAAUUAUUAUUACUGAUUAGAAAAAAGCCAAUCCAUGAUUUUUUUUUACUCCUAAUUUUUAACUCAGGGUAACUGAGACAGAUGAUGUGGGUUUUAAAUAUAGUAAUUUCCUGUUGGACCUAUAUUACACAGACAGGACGACAAAACAUGCCUUUGUCUGUUGGAAGGGCCGUGUACUAACAUGGACAGACUAGAUGCUAACAAACCAUGAAAGAACAGAAAACAUUGACCUGGGUUUGGGUGCUUAACUUUUGACGCUAAACUUCUGAAAUAGCACUUUUUAAAAUGUGAGAGAAAGCAAGCUGUUUGAGGUUAUGCAUGUAGUGUAGUUCUUCUCAGGAGGCUAAAGAGCAGCAAGCAAUUAGGAGAGCAGAGGAAAGAAGGAAAAACGUUUGCGUGAAGACUUUCAGAAAUCUGCAGCUUCGACCCAAACUACUCUUUGCCCUCUCGAUUACCUCUAUAAUCUAAAAAAUAAGGAAAAAAAAGGUUGGCAGUUUGAACAUGUUAAGAUUUGUGUAGUGUUGUUUUCCUUUCCCAUAUGGCUGAAGCACCAGGAUAAAAAAUGCGAUUAUGGUGUUUUACCAGACAGAGAAGAAUACCCCCCAAAGAACACAAAUGGAAAGGAAAAAUGUUCUUUUGGCAUUUCCCACCAGGAUAAAGUUGAAGAUGACGACAAAGGCUUGUUUAAUGUCAAACAAAAUGUUAUUGUCAUGUAUUUUUGAUCUUCGGUAAACACUAACUCUGCUUGGUGCUCACCCAGUCUGUGAGAUUUUUUACUACAACUCUGUUCAGAUGACUUUGAUGAUUGACUCCUUGUGAAUUGUACUGUAUGUUUUAUUUAUUUAUUUUUUAAACAUAUCUUAAUUAUGGCAUGCACCACUUUUGGCUGUGUUUGGGGCCUGGCCAAUCAAAUAAAAGAUUAAUAAUUAAUCUUAUAAUUUUAUUUAAACAAACCUGAGACAGAAAUGGCCACACUUAGUUAUGAAGGAACAAUCAAAUUCUAUUUAAAUUGUGUACUGACCUGUUGCAAACAAUCGAAUAGCCAAUGGGAAAAGCUCUACAAAAGACCCCUUUACCAACGAUAUUGCAGGGGCCAUCAUGCAUGAAAUGCGCCCAACACUUGACAAUGCAAAGCAUUUAAAGUGUCUAAAAUAAGUUGUUGCGCAUGUUGAGUUGGACCCUGCGACGGACAAUUCACUAAUCUGAUAAAAACGCUCCUUAUGAGCUUAUGAGCAUCAGGGCUGCUAACUCAUAUCUGUGAACAUAAGUUUGAAAAAACACCCUCCUGACCCCACGUGUGUCCCCCUCCUCUCAAAAGAAAAAUUCAUGUGUAGAAAUAGUGUAACUGGCACUUAAUGCACAGGUCUGCGUAGAUAAAUGUCCAAAGCACUUACGACUGAAUUCCCCUGAGAGGGGCAGUUCCUCAAGGGCCAAAUAAUCUCAGUGUAAUUUACACACAUGUCAGAUUGUCAGUGGUUUUGCUCAUCAUUUUACAGGUCUUCUUUUCAGCCCUAUGGACUGAGGUGCAUGCCAUUUAAGGUAUACUUAUUUCAUUUUAUUUGACCAGUAUCUGUUGAUUCUUAUACUCAUGUGGUUAACACCUCCUCCUGUCCAAAAAAAGUCCUGCUCCUUAAAACUGAGUCUCGAUGCAGUUGUUUUUUUUUAAACCCUCAAAUAUUCUCAUAAUGAAUGUCGUUACCUGAAAUCAAUACAUUUAAAAAUUAACUGCUGAUUUUGUUCUUUCACUUUUCUAUUUUUCUUUUUGCUGCUUGUGAAAACAAUUGUUCUGCGGUGAUGAAAGUAGCCUUCAGUACUGUAACUGUCUCAGGACCAUUCAGAUGGGAUGGGUAGCAAUAUUCGUCAGUCGGCAAAUGCUGCACUUAACUACCUGUACCAGAUUAUAUAAUAAUUAAUACAACAACUAACUUAACUGUUAACUGUAACUGCUAUACCUCAUCCUCAGAAUAAUAGCUCUUGUAUCCGUGCCUCAUACUUUUUAGUAUCCCCUAUGCGGGAGCCUUUGCAGAAAGAUAGCGGAUACUCUGGGAAAUAUUGUGUCCUCCGCUGUUUCUUUUCUUUUAUUAUGUUCUGUCUUUUCUUUCUUCUACGAUUCUCUUGCAAAUGGAGGAAAGAGACACUGCAAAUGUCUGACUGACCAAUAUUUGCCACCCCUAGCUCUUUGCUUUUUCUUGUUUUUGCAACAAUGAAAACUUACAGAAGCGGCCAAAAGAACCACAGGGAUUAUACAGCUAUGUUUGGGUUUGGUGUGGGAGACCUGCAAACCUCCCAUUUCUUCCUUUGGAUUGAGAUUCAGUCAUUCAGUUUCACUCCGGAGAUGGUAGCUAAGAUUGCCCCCGACCCUGGUCCGAGAAAGAACAAGGUAUUGUUUAUUGUUUCUCUUCAGGUUUAUUGUCUGUUUCAUGUGCAACAUAAUUCCAGGUUGAAACCUGACACAGGCUGUUUGUUUCCUUUUCUCUCGCAUGCAGAGAAAUCAGAGACCCAGUAGGGAGAUGGGGACAGGUGGACUAGUUAACCUUCCUUUAUCUGCUGUGUUUCAAAAACUGAAUCUAAAACUACUACACUGCAUUCCAAAUAGCAAAAUGUACCUUUUUUAUAUUGUGAAAAUGAACGAUAUACACUCAAUGUAUGUAUUUAUUUUACAGUUUUUGCAUAUUGCUUUUCGUGUUGUUUUUAAUUAGUUUUUUCUUUUUACUUCUGAAAAAAAACUGUCAAAACAUGUUAAAGAUGAAAAAAACAGCCACUACUGUAACCUCAAAUGUAGACGUCACAUGAUGUGCCACUUCGUUUCAGGGUGGUGCAUGAUGCUGCGCGCUACCAGGAAACAAAAAAACAUAAUGUAUAUGAUUGCCAUGUUCCUCUCUGCAAAGGGGUUUCUGCUGUUUCUUUUUCUGUCAGGCUGCAUAUCUGGUUGUCAUUUAUACCUCAGGUCCAACUACUUCAAAGCAGCUGAUUGUAUAUUAGAAACAUAAACACAAAGAGAGUCAGGAAUUUUUAGUACAGCUUGUUUCCAGAUUUUUAGAUGUAACUGACAGAAUCAGUUGUUUUGAAUAAUUGUAGUUUCUUGUUAUUGCCAUUCAUAUUGUUGUUAUUCAAAUAUCCUCCUUAUUGCUUUGAUACAAACUAGAAAAACAAAAGCCAGGUUUUAGCGAAUACAAUGCUGUAUUCUCUAGCACAUACAGCCAUGGAAGAGCAGAACAUGCAUGCACACAAACAUUUACUGUAGAGACAUGACGGACCUGCAGCAACACGCUCUCGCAGUCCUCAUCAGGUAGACACACUUUGUGUGGGUGGGUUAUAUGUAUAAUUAUGAAGCUGGGAGUCUGCCAUGUCUCUUUUAGAAGCAGGUGGGUGUGUUUUGUCCACAGCCUACAGAACAUCAGCACUGCUGGCUGAUUUUGAUCUGGCACACUGCAAGCACUGCCUCUGUGAAAACGACUUUUGUUUCAUAAUUUCAAUGAAGACCCUUUUCUUUUUAUUGUUAACUCAACUAACUUGUUUUUUGUUAAAGAAACAAAAUCCUCCCUUCUGUUCUGUUACACAUCACCAACCUGUGAUGUUCUUUGCAUUCAGGUAGCCAUUUUUCUGAAUAUCAGAGAACUUGUCCCUUUCUACAGUUGUCAAUGUCCAUAAUCCCCAGAAUGCCUGAUAAUGAGCAGUGAUAUGACCACUGCUGUAAACCUCAGGCUGCAUUCAUUUUUAGUUUGCUUUAGAAAAACAACUGUACAGGCUUGUAUGAAUUUGUGCCUUUUGUCCUUCUGGUCUAAAGCAUGAAACUCAUAACUAUCAUUUGAAAAAGCCUGGAAUUAAAAACUGGUAGUUAUACAAAACAUUUGCUUUUAAAUAUUUUUUUUUCUGCCAAGAUAAAAUCUAAUUUUCUCUCAUCUUGUUUUUUGUGGCUGCACCUAAUUUUGCACCCAACAUUACAAAUGAAUGUAAAGUACACAGAGGAAUGCAAAGAACAUCAUUAGUAGGUAAUAACGGGGCAGUUUCACGGUCCAGAAUUAGCUGGUAUUUUAGGAUUUGUCUCAAUUGUUACCUUUAACUAUAUAAAGAAGCGACGCCUCUGUCUGCCACAAGACGGCUGCUUUGUUCAAACAUUAACACGUUAACCAACGGAUACAGUACACUUCCCCUUAUGCAUUUUAAUAUUUCUCACGCUGUUAUUUCCCCCAGACUUCUGUUAAGCCAGUGCUAACACAUCUGUUCAAAUGCACAUCUCUAUCCUGGGGCACAACUCCAAGUGUUGUAAAUGUCAAAGCAUUUGUGGAGAUAAGACAAGUAAUCGUUUGAGUAUCUAGGUACGGCUUUGAAAGCAGAGCCGAGUACGGAUCUUAAAGGCCAGACACACCUCUGGAAUGAUGUUCAUCAACAAGAGAGACUUUUGUUACAAUUAACCCAUUGAGGAAUUUGAUAGAUGGUUCAGAGAAUAUUAAGGAAAACGGCUUAUUCUCAUCAGCAUGGCUGGCUGGUGUAAGGCGGUGGCUAAAGAAGCAUCCAUUUAUCACACAGCUUAGAGAUCCAGUGUUGCUCGUUUAAACAGUAGACAACACAGAUUAUCCACUUUUAAAUAAUAAAUUUACAACUGUUUUUGUGCUGAUUUUUAAAUUCCCAUUUAACGUAUUACUCAUCCAAUUGAUGAUAGUGCUCCCAGAAACUAGAUAUUGUAAAUUUGGUGUUUUUCUUUCAGCAGAAUCAAAAGUGGCUUUUGAUUAUUCUAAUCACAAUUGUACAUCUAAUCUUUAGGGGUUGGUUUCUUAAUCAUAUAUAAUCUAACUGCCCGAGUGCAAUCACAGAGUACCUUCAAGAACAACACUCUUCUGUUCAAGAAAAAUGUCAUGUGAGAUUCGGGUCAAAUUUGUUGGCUUAAAUUCCCAGCCCCCCUGUGAUUAUGUUACACUGUGAAAGGCUUUCAGGCAGACAUUUUCUCACACUGGCUGUUCUCGUCUUCAGCGAGCUGCAGUGCUGGCAUGCAUCUCGCCCCUCCGCCUCGUCAGAAUAGCCUUCCUGCAGAUGGCAACUAGAAAGACCAUCAGACAGACACGGCGGGUCUGAGGAGGUGGAUGGGAGUGCAAGAAUGAAAUCUAAGUGAAGUGGAGAAGAAUAAAGGCCACUGAAGGUCGUCGUCCCCACCCCCACGCCACAGCUAAACAACAGGCUUUUAAUGGAACAAAGCUGAAAUUCGCUUCACAAUUGAACACUGGUGCAUCCGUGAUUAGUAAGAUGCCACAGUUGGGCUAAAAUGCCACUUAAAAAAAGGAAGGGACUAUUAGGGUUAAAAAUAUCAAUCAUAUAACCACGGAUUGAACAGAAACUUGAACGAAACAUGGCCACGAUGCUUUGCAUUUUAUAAGGUGCCCUUGUGUGUUACCAUGACGAUCUUGCAGCAUUGUUCCCACGUUGAGGUGUGUCUGGCGCUUUAGAGCCACCUACAUGUACAUUGGACCAUCUGGUCUCUGGCUGCUUUGAACUUAUUUACAGCACUGUUAACACUGGUUUAUCUCUUGCAUUAUUAAGAAUUGACAAAGGCUUUGGGUUCAUUUCCACUAAUAUCACAGACCUUAUGCUGUCUUGUUGCAAAAACAAUUCUGAUGCUCCUUCUGAUGGUGUCCAUUCUUAAUGCAUUUUAAAGUGAAUACCACUGGCAGACGUCAUUAUACUGUAUACAAUUUAUGAGACGGUCUCUAUAUCUCCUACCUCAGUUUGUUGUAGGGAUCAUUUCAGGUACUGAUUGCUUCAGCAGACAGUUGCACAAGUAAACUUAGUCUAGCUUCGCCAUCCAAAACAUUUCUCUUCCAGUUAAAAACUUAAUACCAUGAAGAGUAAAGUUUAGAGUAAGCUAGAAGGUUUUCAAGAAACCUUGAUUGUUUUGUUAAUCAAAGAGGAUGACCAGUGACAACGGUCCACUGGGAGGCCGGGUAGGGCCACUCAUCCCUGCCACACCUUUGCAGACAUUUGAUUUUAUUGUCACUUUCACUGAUGAAAAGUCAUAAACCCUUCCCCUCAUAUUUGUUCUCUACAGUAUGUGUGAUCCUUUCAGCUUGGCCAGUGAAGCGUGAGCACAAGGGCUGACAGGGAUUGGCUUCACCUCUAACUGGGCCCACACGUGAAGCUCAUGGCUGCCUGACUGAAAGCACGGUCUUCCCUUUGCCUUCAUUUCUUUCCUUUAUCUUUUCACAGAGGCUUUGCUGUGCUCUUUUCUGAUGUGGAACAGAGUUUGAUAUUAUUCAUGACAGGGCUUUAGGUUCUAACAGCAACAGGGGUGUGAGGUGUCAAUAUCCUCUGCAAUAUUCACAACAGGAAGAAAAACUACUUCAAACCUGCAGUCUGUUUUUCAUGAUAUUUCAGCUUUGGUAAAAAUUUCAAGAACUGUUAAAAGAAACAAAUUCAAUCUUUUGAAAAUUUGGCCGUUGAUGUUGUAUGAUGUCUCAUUUUGAUGUUUUAGGGUAAAAAGCUUGGACUUAAAUUUUAGUUUUUGUCCUGUGCAGAAAAAAAUUACAAAAAAAGCUAAUGAGUGGGGUUGUGCUUGAUAAAAACGCACUGCUGUGAUCCUCUUGUACUUCAUUUCUAUGGUGUUGCAAGUUAAGGAGUCAUCUGAAUUUGACCUUUGGUGUCUUUGAAGACCAUGUAUCUUCUCUGUUAACUUUCAAUUGUGAAGUCUACACUACAUGCAGAUGCCCACACCAGUCAGUGUAUUUAUAGACGAGCUGAGGAGCAACAGCGGCUCAUGGGCACGAUCGAUAGUCAGGUCAGACAGACCGGCACUCAGUGAGUUGAUAUCGGAGUUUAGUCCUCAGCCAGGAAGUUUGGCAGGUAAGAUAAAUAUUCUGUCUGACAAUAAAGAAGAUUGAAUGUCAUGCAGGCGUUUCCUACUGCCAAAACAGAAACUAUUUAGAAACCUUUUGAGGAACAUCUCACUUAAAAACGGUCUUUGAAGCCUUUUCUUAUUUUUGACUGAUUCUGUUCUAGCCAAAUACUUUUUCAGUGCUUUAUAAACAGCAAGGAUUGUAAAUAAAUAUGGAAAAGUUGCAGGGGAGGCUCGUGUGGAGCUACGUGAUGGUCCACCCUGUUGGUCCUCUGGAGAUCCAACUUACAAGACUUGGACUGUUGCCUUUCCGAAUGUCAUUUAGGGAAAGCUGCUCUUAAAAACCAGAAACAAGCGCUUUGUCUGUACCUGCGUUUAGAAAAGUAACGCUGAGUGUUUGUUCUUUCUUUCAGUCUUUGAUAAUGUUUUCCAUCUUGGUAUUUCUUGGUGUGCAAAAAUGUAAAGAUAAAAAAACAACACAGAAUACCUCAAAAAAGAUCCAUGUAACCUUGACAACCUCCACAAUUUGUGAGACCCUGUCCAUCAAAACUCAUUUUGGGCACUUUUACCCUAUAUUUUUUGGUUGUUUGUUUUUGCCAUGCUGUUCAUAGCGCCCAGUGGAGGUCUCGGCAUUUUGUACUACUUCAGUUUUAUAUACUUAUGUGCAUUCUCUCUUUCAAUUUGGCAAAAGUCUUGGUCUCAAACUUUACACAAACCAACUUGUGUUGCUUAGUUAAAGAUGGACAGAGGGCAUUUCGAGGAUAAGAUCAAAUGAAACAACUUUGAAAGAAUUGCAGUAGACGCUCUCUGGAUCCCUACAAAAGACUGAGUAUCAGUCUAAAGAAAAACCCUUGUGUCUUUUGUUUCUAAAAUUGGGUUUGCUGAAAGUAUUAAGACAAACGUGCUAUACUUGAAGCCAGUCCCGAUUGUUCCUUUUGCAUACCUCGUUACCUACUCUUUAUCAUUGUUAAAAACUGAAUGUAAAAAUAACCCAAACAACUAACCUCUAAUGUAACUAUACAUAUUUAAGAAUAAGAAAUACUCUUUAUGUGCACAUAGAUAUUACCUAUACAGGCCCCACACAAACACAAAUGCAUAUGUAUAUAAAAUUCUCUAACGUCAUAUACUUUCUAGCUUGAAAAGGAAAAGGACGAGCCUUUUCCAUCGAUGAUUCAGGGAACAAUACAGAAGUCCAGUGCAGUAUAGUCCCACUCUGUUGCUUUUGGUGUUUGUUUUCUUACUCUGUCCUUGCUUGUUAUUUCCCCAUGAUGUAGCAUAGGGCUAAGGGGCAGGGCAACUUGAGUUUUUUUGUUAACAGUAGUAGUAGCUAAACUAGGAUUUAGUGUAGUUGUAGUCUUUCCGAGCCCGAUUCUGUAAAAGGGGACUGACAGGGAAUUGGGUGGAGGGGGGGAAGUCUUCUUCAGGACAGUUGUAUAUAGAUCUGCUUUACCCAUCAACCCUUGCCUGUCUUUUCACAGGUGAGAUGGAAGUGUAUAUUGAAGGCGCUGAGCAGAAAAGGCUUGUGUGUUUUUACAUCUAAAAAAGAAAAGACUGUUUUAAAUGAAGGAGCUGGCUGGUAGGGAGAGGAUCAUGUUUAGGUUCUCUACCAAACAGAAAAGUGAACUUUAAAAUGCAUUUCCCUCAAACAAUGCACGGAGUGAUGGAAGGUUUAGUGAAUGUUGACCCUCUUAAUAUUUUUGCAUGCUGGUGUACAUACCCCUCUAUAAGUCCUUCUACUUGAAGAGGCUGAUUGAUCUGAGAGUGCUUUUCGAUGUUCUCCACAGGACAGAUUCUGAUGUCUUGGAUAUGAGAUAUCAGCCGCUGUGUAAAGUAACAUAAAAGUGUGUAUGAGUGUGACUGAGUAAGGAAUCAUGUGACAAGCUUGCUCUUUUUUAGUUCCCUCAGUUGUACUUCAGCCAUAUUCAAGUCACAGAGCUGUAUCUUAAAAACAUGGAUCUACCUGCUCUAAUGCUAAAUCAAUGUUAAACAAGUUUGAAAAACUGCAUCUCUAAACGUAUCGUGUCUCAUAAAGACACCUCACUGGGCACCUUACAGACCCAAACUACAUGACUCAGACACCCUCAGGGACACUUUAACAACACUGCUCUCACUUUUAUUCAGGUACUAACCUACACCGAGGCCUAGCAGUGACCGACCGCAAAAUACAGUAUAUUUGCGUGAGCAUAUUUCUAUGAAGAUGACAAUUACCACCAAAAUCUCGAACAACCAGAAGCAGUUUUUCUCACCAUGACAUUGCUACUUUGUGUUGUACUUAUGGGAUUAUUUCUCCUUUUCUCUUAGUGUCUGCCCUAUUUUCCAAAUGCUGGAAUUUUACUAGCUUAUGAAUGUCAAUCUUCUCAGUUCAGGACAGGAGUAUUUGUUGGCAAUCUGUUCUCUCUGGCUUUUGCCAGGGGCCAUGGCUUUAACUCCGUGCCAAGCCUCAGUGCGGGCAUCUUAUUGUGUGGCUAUGAAGCACCAACAAUACCAACAAGCUAAUGUCAUAAAAGCUAAACCUCAUACAUGUGCACAAACCAGUGUUUUGGCUAGCCUUCACAACCUUUUAUACAGCAGGUUGGUUUGAAAACCAGGACCUGCAGUUAGAAGAAAGCUAUGUUCAUGUAUUUUUCUGGCUUAAGAUAAAGUCUGGCUGAAGUUUUUUCGUAACGAAGUUACACAGUACAAAGAAAUUUAACAGAUAUGCCUUCAAUUCUCAAGUUACAGGGCAAAAUAAUAAGCCUCUGUUAUCACAUGUUACACAAGGCAAAUGGGAAAUGUGUAAAUAACCAGAGCGAAUAAGAUUGGGAGUAGAGACCUAUUCUGCAGUUUUCCAUGAAACGGUCCUCAUUUGUACGUUUCAGCCAGCCAUUCCCUCUUAUGUUGCUGAGCACUUGUGUACUGCACACAACUUGGCAAAGAUUAAGACUAUGGAGGUCUUCUGUAGACCCAGAGUAUUUUCCACUAAUAACUUGUAAUGCAUAAACAAAUUAACCGCGGUGUUUUGCCCAAAUCAUGUAUCUAUAAAAUAAAUUAGUGACAUUUGGUGAAAGCUGUGAUUAAAAACCUGCUGCAAUUCCUGUUGUGAGAACUCUUUCAGAUCACAUUCCCAAUGUUAGCUUUGCUCCUAAACUGAUUUUGUUGCGAAAGCAUUAGCACCAGUUGAUCUCAAAAGUUUGAGAUACAUGGCUAGAAGCAGAAAGUGUCGUCCUGGGCUUUUCCUUGGUCUACAUAUUGUGCUGUCGAGGUUUCUAAUGUUUUGUAAUCUCACCUCGGUUCUUAACGGGUGGCUGGACUCCCCACUAUGGGGCCUGCUGGGCUAUUUCCUCUGUACUGCUGAGAUUUUGUUUUUAGGUUUGAUGAUAUACCUCAUUCCUUCAGUCCAGUGGGCCCUAGGGGUGUGCUGUGCCGAUGCUCAGGAUGCCCAAGCCCCCUUUGACGGUUUGGUCCUACCUGGACUGUACCUCUUACAAGUACAUGAAUACAUGCACACACACUUAUUUCCACUGCAGGAAGCGUAAAGUUUGUUGGACUACAUAAACAAAUUAGAACUUGAGGGGCUAAAACAAAAAAUUGGGACUUUCCUGCAGUGGAAAAGGCCUAACCUACACUUACAUACAGGUUCUCCAAAUACCCCAAUGGACCUCAUUUUUUUCAAUAUCUACUGUUUACAGUUUGACAAAACGUUGUAUAAUUUUAAAAAUAUUUUCUCAUAUUGUAGUUUUAUUUAUGUGAAAUUUUUGAUUUAAAUUCUUUUUUUGUACUUUGUGAGUUGGACUUUAUUCUUCUAGGUUUAUACUAUCAAUGUUUGUGUAUGAGCACUUAACAUGAUCGCCAUAAUUGGUUUGCAGAUUUUCUUUCUCUCUUCCUCUCUCCCCAUUUUGAAUGCAAAACCUGACUUUGUGAUUGGGCUGAUGAAUAAUAAUUAGUUUCAUAUUGUCUGAUUUUUGACAAAAAUAAUUAAUUUAAUUCCCUACAGUCAUAUGUUUUUUUUAACUUUAUUUUGCAUUGAAUGUCAGGCAACGCCGAUUAGAACUGUCUUUGUGCAUGUGUAAAAUAUUUUACUGGUUAUGUUAUAUUCAAUUUGGUAAAAAAAAAUGCCAUUUUUGCCACACAUUUCAGCUGUAAUGUUGUGUAAGGUAGUAUUCACUGGAUGCUAGAAUCUUCUUUUCAAAACCACUAUUCUUCUAAUAAAUUUUGUUGUGAAAAUGUUA